Ochlerotatus camptorhynchus is the source of this 1142-nucleotide messenger RNA. RefSeq names its product glyoxylate reductase/hydroxypyruvate reductase-like. The transcript is spliced from 4 exons. The record is from RefSeq and is a predicted model, not a curated record. Bases 16 to 1065 code for a protein of 349 amino acids. Gene Ontology annotation, molecular function: hydroxypyruvate reductase [NAD(P)H] activity; glyoxylate reductase (NADPH) activity; NAD binding. Gene Ontology annotation, cellular component: cytosol. NCBI's taxonomy places the organism in Eukaryota, Metazoa, Arthropoda, Insecta, Diptera, Culicidae.
AUAUCUAUUUCAGCCAUGUCCACAUUCGCAAGAGUAAAAACUUUGAUACCAAUUAUUUUAACUAUACAAUACAGCUACGCGAUGGCCACUACGCAGCAAACCUGGCGACCCAAAGUUCUGGUGACCAACAAGGAAACCCCGGAAAAAGGCAUAACCAUUCUUCGGCACAAAUGUGACGUGAUUUUUCCGGAGAAUGUUCCAGCUACCAGAGAAGAAAUUUUGAAGCUCAUUCCCGGAGUGGAUGGAAUCAUGUGGGUCGGUCACUAUGCGCUGAAUGGAGAGGUGCUGGAUAUCGGGGCCCCAACGUUGAAAUCCAUUUCCACCAUGUCGGCUGGCAUGGAUUACGUAGACAUUGCAGAAUUCAAGCGACGUAAUUUUCCACUAGGAUACACGCCCACCGUUCUGAACGAUGCCGUUGCGGAUGAGGCAAUCGGUUUGAUGAUCGCUGCUGGACGGCGCUUCCACGAAGGACGAUUGAAAAUUGAUAACUCACAAUGGCAGGGUGGUCCACAGUGGAUGCUCGGACGGGACAUCAAGGGAAGCACCAUUGGUAUAAUUGGGCUCGGCGAGAUUGGACUAACUAUUGCCAACCGACUGAAGGGAUUCAAUGUGGGAGAAAUCAUCUACAGUGGAAGGAAACACAAACCGGAAGCUGACGAGAUUGGUGCCAAAUUUGUGUCGCAGACGGAACUGCUGAAGGAGAGCGACUAUGUGUUCGUCUGCGUACCUUUGAACAACAGCACCAGACACAUGAUCAACGAGACCACGCUGAAGCUCAUGAAGCCUACGGCGGUUCUCGUCAACAUUGCCCGCGGAGAGAUUGUAGAUCAGGACGCGUUGGUGGCUGCCCUAAAGAACGGCACAAUUUUCGCUGCCGGCCUGGAUGUGAUGAACCCGGAACCACUGCCCGCGGAUAAUGAGCUGCUGAAGCUGCCCAAUGCUGUGAUCGUACCUCAUCUGGGAUCUGCCACACAAAGGACACGCGAGGACAUGGCGGUCAUUGCGGCACACAAUGUACUUGCCGGAAUAGCGGGAACGCCCAUGUUGUCACCUUAUCCGUAUUGAAUUGUCGAAAACAGCAACAUGAUGCCUUUGAUUGUACCUAAAUAACAUUUGGAUUUGCUUGAUUACCUAUAUACAUG